Molecule: messenger RNA, 1967 nt
Organism: Thermothelomyces thermophilus ATCC 42464
Lineage: Eukaryota; Fungi; Ascomycota; Sordariomycetes; Sordariales; Chaetomiaceae
Exons: 3
Coding region: 45-1586 (513 amino acids)
Biological process (GO): proteolysis
Cellular component (GO): fungal-type vacuole
Molecular function (GO): metalloaminopeptidase activity; zinc ion binding
Source: RefSeq, a predicted model, not a curated record
UUUCGAGCUCAAUCGCUUUCUCUCCCAUCAAUCCCAGAACAGUCAUGACCCGCCACACUCCCGAGUUCCUGCGGGCGCGCAGCUCCAACCUCUCGCUGCGCUCCACGGCCUUGGAGCAGUCGACGGCCAUGCGCCCCGACAUCGUCAUCGACAACACGAUGGACGCCAAGGACCUGAGGCCCGAGGCCUUCACCAAGCCCUACCUCGAGUUCAUGACCGAGAACCCGACCGUCUUCCACGCCGUCGAUUACUUCAAGCAGAAGCUGCUCAAGGCCGGCUACAAGGAGCUCUCGAGUCGCGACAGCUGGAUCGGCAAGCUCGAGCCCGGCGGCAAGUACUUCACUACCCGCAACGGCAGCUCCAUCAUCGCCUUUGCCGUGGGCGCCUCCUACAAGCCCGGCAACGGCGUCGCCAUGAUCGCCGGCCACAUAGACGCCCUGACUGCCCGCCUGAAGCCGACGAGCAAGAAGCCAAACACGCACGGCUACGUGCAGCUGGGCGUUGCCCAGUACGCCGGCGCCCUGAACGAGACGUGGUGGGACAGAGACCUGGGCAUCGGCGGCCGCGUCAUUGUGCGCGACCCGGACACGGGCAAGACGACCGUGAAGCUCGUCAAGCUCGACUGGCCUAUCGCCCGCAUCCCGACCCUGGCUCCCCACUUUGGCAUCGGCAUGACGGGCCACAACAACCGCGAGACCGAACUGGUACCCAUCAUCGGCCUCGAUAACGGCGACCUCGACUCGGCGGCCGCCCCAGAACAGCCCCUCGGCGCCCCGGGCUCCUUCGUCUCCACCCAGCCCCCCAAGCUCGUCAAGCUGAUCGCCAAGCAGCUCUCCAUCUCGGACCCAAGCAGCAUCCUCAACUGGGAGCUCGAGCUGUUCGACUCUCAGCCCGCCACCGUCGGCGGUCUCGACAGGGAGUUCAUCUUUGCCGGCCGGAUCGACGACAAGCUCUGCUCGUGGGCCGCCUUCAUGGCCCUCCUGCACGCCAAGUCGGACCCCUCCGAGGGCAACAUCAAGCUGGUCGCCCUCUUCGACGACGAGGAGAUCGGCUCCCUCCUCCGCCAGGGCGCGCGCGGCAACUUCCUGCCCAUCACCAUCGAGCGCGCCGUCGAGGCCCUCGCCUCCGCGGCCAAGACCCCCUUCGGCCCGGGCCUGCUCGGCCAGACGUACGCCUCCUCCUUCCUCGUCUCGUCCGACGUCACCCACGCGGCCCACCCCAACUUCCCCCAGACCAACCUGGCCGGCCACUCGCCCCGCCUCAACGUCGGCGUCGCCCUCUGCGUCGACGCCUCGGCCCACAUGACCACCGACAGCGUGAGCAUGGCCAUCCUGGACCGCGUCGCCGACCUGGCCGGCUGCGUCAACCAGCGCCACAUGAUCCGCAACGACUCCCGCUCCGGCGGCACCGUCGGCCCCAUGCUCAGCGCCGCCAUGGGCUGCAAGGCCGCCGACGUCGGCAUCCCCCAGCUCAGCAUGCACAGCAUCCGCGCCACCACCGGCAGUCUCGACCCGGGCCUGGGCGUCAAGUUUUACAAGGGCUUCUUGGAUCAUUGGGAUGCCGUCGACCGUGAGUGGCGGAACUAGAGGCUGAGGAGCGCACGCGCGUGUGUGUGACAGAGAGAGGGGAAGAUGCGUGUGUAGGUGUGUUUUCUGAAAUGAGGCAUGCGUUGUAUAGAGGAGAUCUAAUAGAUACCAACCAAUGGAAAUGGAUAUAUCAUCAUCAUUCAGGCCGGGAUGCGGCGGAGAUAUGGCGGCUCGAUUGGUAGGUGAUGGAUGAUAUAUAUAUAUGUAUAUUAUACAUAUAAACCGUGCGCUCAACUCGAACAUGAAACACGUUGGAUAACCAAGCUGCUGGGUAUCGAUGAUGUCUUUCUCUUUUUUCCCCUGGGAAUGCUAUUUGCCCCCAUGACCUCUAUUUUACUCUAACAACCAAAGAUGCUCCGGUCUAUAACCCAGCUAUGCAGA